CUGUAUAUGUCCUCGCUUUCCAUUAUGACCCUUGCAUUUUGUUUUGUUUUGUUUUUUUUAAGUAUCAUUAUGCCUCUUACAUAACCCAACAAAUCUGCAACAACAAAGGGCCCCAAACUUUAAUCUUUUUAUUUAUUUUCCUCAGAAUUUAAUUCAUUGUUCUUGUAAUUCUCUUCUUCUCUCUGUCUGUCAUGCAGCAGCUUUGUAAGGAAAGCAGGGACACGGGGGUUUACACUGAUUAUAGCAAAAGAUAAAAAUCUUGAUCACUUUGCAUUUCAAUGCAAAUCAAGAUCUGUUUUUGUGUCAAACCCAUCUCGAGUCCCUUGAAUUGAGUGGAGAUUACGAGUCUAAAAAAGCAUGGCCAGGCUUAUUUAACAGGAAAAUCUUGUUAUUUGGAUCCAACAAUCUCCUGUCAUUGUUCAACGAUAGUAAUUGUUAUUAUUUCUGUCUAUUUCUUCUAACAACUAACUAUGUCCAUGGAUUUUGUUUUCAUUUUUUCUAAUUAUACUUUUCAUGUGCUUUAUCAGAAACAGGUCAUAUAGACAUGACAUCUAUACAAUGUCUUACCAACAGUAUUUCUCGAUUCAUUCAUCUGGUUUCUUGCCGGAAAAUGAAGCCAAUGCCUAUUCACAAAGAUUAUGGGAAUAUGGUUGGUGCUUUAAAGAUUUUGAAACCCAUUCUUGAUGACAUUGUCAAUUGUAAGAUACCUUGUGAUGAAGUCCUUUAUCGAAAUUGUGAAGAAUUGGACAUUGUUGUUAAUGAGGCUCGAGAAUUUAUGGAAAAGUGGUCUUCAAAGAUGAGCAAGAUAUGCGGUGUUUGGCGAAGCGAAGCCCUGUUUGUUAAAAUCCAAAUCUCCUCUCUAGAAAUUUGUCAUGUGUUAUGUACAUUGUUGCAGUCAUCUUCAUCUACUUCAAGCUUAGUUGGCAUUCAGCACCGUAUGCAGGAACUUCAAUGCUUGAAGCAUGAAGGAAUAACAGAGUAUAUAGAAGAGGCUGUGAGAAGUCAAAGAAAUGGUAUUGUUCACUGCAGUGAUCAUCUUACAAAAAUCCUAGAAGCACUUCAGUUGACAUCAAACCAGGAACUGUUGAAAGAAAGUAUGGCUGUAGAAAAAGAAUGGAUGAAUGCUCAAGUCGAUAAAGCGAAAGGCGAAUUCGAUCACAUCAACCAAAUUGUGAAUCUCAUUUCUCUAAUACGAGAUUGUAUGCUGGAAAUUGAGCAAUUUGAUGCCACAACCGGUGUUCCUGUUCCUUCGUACUUCCGCUGUCCUUUGUCAUUGGAACUCAUGUCAGAUCCUGUUAUUGUGGGUUCUGGUCAAACUUAUGACAGAACAUCCAUCCAGAAGUGGCUUGAACAUGGACUGACUAUUUGUCCAAAGACCCGUCAAACCCUCAGCCACACAAACCUUAUUCCCAAUUAUACUGUCAAAGCUAUGAUAGCAAAUUGGUGUGAGGGAAACAACAUGAAACUUUCCAGUGGAUCUGAACAUACCAAUACGGUCGCUGCUCUAUCUCCUUUGCCAUUUAGUCAUGUACCUUCUCAAGAUUUUGUCCGCACAGAUAGUUUUCGUUCCUUGCACAGUAGUAAUUCCACAUCAAGAUCUUCUUUCGAAGUUGGAAAUGGAUUUGAGAAGCCGAAGAUCAAUGUCUCUUCCAGAUUGGGUGGAGAAGAAUCAAAUGGCUGCCAGGGAAUGAAGACUGACAACUUUGACAAUCCAUCUCGUGAACCGUCAUAUGUACAUAGCCGGAGCGAAUCAGUCUCAAGUGCAAUUUCCAGUAUUGAGUAUGUCUCUCCAGCAUCAAAUGAGGCAUCAAUGAUAUCCGAUAAGUUUGGGAAUAUGAAUCUUGUGUCAGGGGAGAUCGUAUCUGAGUUUCCUGUUGCUUCUUUCUCAAAAAAUGAACCCAUAUGCUCUCCCUCUCUGCUGGGGAAAAAAAUCGACUGCUCCAACACUGAAGCAGAAGUAGCAGGCAAUGGAAACCACAGCUAUGGUGCCACUCACCCCUUUCCAUUUUCUGAUUCGGGAUCUGAUGAUCUAACGACUACUUCCCAUGUUAUGAAAUUGAUUGAAGAUCUUGAGAGCCAAUCAAAUGAAUUUCAAACUAAAGCUGCUGCAGAACUACGUCUCCUUGCGAAGCAUAACAAUGAGAAUCGUGCCAUAAUAGGCCGUUGUGGUGCUAUUGUGCCGUUACUGUCUCUGCUAUAUUCACAGGGGAAGCUAACACAGGAGCAUGCUGUCACGGCUCUUCUGAAUCUAUCAAUCAAUGAGGAAAAUAAGUCCAUGAUUGCAGAGGCUGGAGCAAUAGAACCACUGAUUAAUGUUUUAAAAUCAGGAAAUGAUGGAGCCAAAGAAAAUUCUGCAGCAGCUCUGUUCAGCCUCUCUGUUUUAGAAGAAUUCAAGGCAAAGAUUGGGCGUUCUGGUGCAGUUAAAGCCUUGGUGGAUCUUCUAGGCUCAGGGACUUUAAGAGGAAAAAAGGAUGCUGCUACUGCAUUGUUUAACCUUUCAAUCUUUCAUGAAAACAAGGCACGCAUAGUUCAAGCAGGAGCUAUGAAGUAUCUUGUUGAGUUGAUGGGUCCUGAAAGUGGAAUGGUUGACAAAGCUGUGGCUCUUCUUGCGAACCUAUCAACAAUUGGUGAGGGGCGCCUGGCAAUUGCACGGGAAGGGGGCAUCCCAUUACUUGUUGAGAUUGUUGAAUCGGGAUCUCAAAGAGGAAAGGAAAAUGCUGCCUCUGUAUUGUUGCAACUCUGCCUCAAUAGUCCCAAGUAUUGUACCCUGGUAUUGCAAGAAGGAGCUGUCCCUCCCCUUGUUUCCUUAUCCCAAUCCGGCACACCAAGAGCAAAGGAAAAGGCUCAGCAGCUACUCAGUCACUUCCGGAACCAGAGAGAUGUGUCCAUGGGGAAGAAAAAGUGAUGAAAAGAGAGAAAUUUUGCAGAUUACUUCAAUGUUUUUGGAUAAUCCACUUCGGACGAUUUGGUUUCCUUCCAGUUUUAUCUUUGAAAGUCUUGUUCCACGUUAAUAUUUUCCACUCUUAUUCAUUUCCUUUCGGGUGAUGGAGCUUACUCAUGAAAGUAGUCUAUGAAGUGCAGAAUGAAAUUGGAUUAAUGGAUUGUAAAUUUAGGCAGAGUUCCAAUUCUUUCUCUUCUUUUAUUUUCUCCUUUCUUUUUAGGGUUCUACAGAUAGGAGAACGAGUGCUAGCGUGGUGGGUAGGAAUCGCUGCUUCCCCAUAGAAGUUGAUUCCUCCACUGUGGAGAGCAAUGGCCUUUUAGAUACUGUGUUGUCGUUGAUUUGAUGUUGUUGGUGUAUAUAUUUUGUAUAUAUAUAAUUUCAUAGACUCGUUGUUAACUACUUUGAGUUGGGGUGGUUCAUGUGUAGUAUUUUUGUACAAAAAUUGAUGUUGUGGUCAA
Messenger RNA from Tripterygium wilfordii, 3399 nucleotides. Its product is annotated as U-box domain-containing protein 3. The transcript is spliced from 5 exons. Gene Ontology annotation, cellular component: nucleus; cytoplasm. The coding region runs from base 545 to 2905 and encodes 786 amino acids. Lineage: Eukaryota; Viridiplantae; Streptophyta; Magnoliopsida; Celastrales; Celastraceae. The record is from RefSeq and is a predicted model, not a curated record. Gene Ontology annotation, molecular function: protein binding; ubiquitin-protein transferase activity. Gene Ontology annotation, biological process: protein ubiquitination.